Messenger RNA from Chondrus crispus (carragheen), 633 nucleotides. RefSeq lists its product as hypothetical. The coding region runs from base 313 to 633 and encodes 106 amino acids. The transcript is spliced from 2 exons. The record is from RefSeq and is a predicted model, not a curated record. Lineage: Eukaryota; Rhodophyta; Florideophyceae; Gigartinales; Gigartinaceae.
UAUGGAAACAAAACGUUUUUGUCUGAAUAGGAAUUGGUUCUGGUUCCCAUCGCCUUUAUUUGAAACUAAAACGGGGUACAUCGCGAUGCCCACACCCACUGCCACCUAAACAUACCCUUCGGGGGUAAUAUUACGAGCAACUACUCUUCAUGAAAGGGACUGAAAUUGUUCUGCGAUGUAUUGGCAUUGAGGCUGAAACAGCUAUCGUCGACUUCUAGACCAGCAAAGAAUUUGAUAAUCCCAUUGUGACCCCUUGAGUCCAUUCUAACAACUGCAUUCCAGGUGGUGCGGGUAGCUCAGCGAGCAGUCCUAAUGGUGACGAUUGCAGCACCACCAUCCCUUGUACGGAUAACGAUGCAACUUGCAACGAGAGACACGGCAAUAACUGCCAUAGGAAUACUUGUGGCAUUGCUUUUUAGCAGCGCGCCUGCGUUUGACGCAACGGCACGGACAUUUCUUAUAAGAUCGUUCUGCAACAUCCACGUCCUCCGCGACAUCUUGUUGAAUGGAGAUGUCUUCCUCGACGCGCUUGUCGUUCACAGCAAAGGCGACUGUGACCAAGACCAGGAGGGCCAAGAGAAAACAUGUGCUGCGAUGAAACAUGGUAGAGAGGUAGACCUGCUUUUCGGAUGA